CGGCAGGCUGCCAGAGUACCAGCACGCGCUCCGCCGCUUAUGCGGCUCGCUUUUCUCGGAACCAGAUCCUUCCCUCCGGAGCUUGGACCCUUCUUCCCCCUCGAGCAUCUCGGUGACCACACCGCACCCCUCCGGAUCCCGUCACCUCCCAUGCGCCUUAGAGGCAAAAUAAGCGUAACAUUCGGAUGAGGAAAAACCAAGAGAGAAAACAAUGGGGUGCGCGCAGUCACGGGUGGACAACGAGGAGGCGGUCUUCCGAUGCCGGGAGCGGAAGCAGUGGAUGAAGGAGGCGGUGACCGCACGCAACGCCUUCGCCGCCGCCCACUCCGCCUAUGCCGUCGCCCUCAAGAACACCGGCGCCGCCCUCAGCGAGUUCGGCCAGGGUGAAGUCGCCUCCGCCCCCGGCUCCUCCUCCGCCGCUGCAACCGAACUGCCCACCGCUGCCUCUACCGUCCCCGCCGUCCAGCCUCCCAUGGACACCCUCCUUCCCCCUCCCCCUCCGCUUCCGGACUUCUCCCCGUCCCCUCUCCAGCGCUCCAUCAGCAUGCCCGAUCUACCCCCCUCCACGAAGUUCCCCUCCAAGUCCCACCUGGACGCCUCCAUCCGCGAGGAGGAGGAGGAGGAGGAGUCGGCGGCGACGGCGGAGGACCGCGACGGUGGAGACCUGGACGACCACCGCCGCCAACGCCGCCCCACCGCCGCGAGCCCCUCACCCUCUCCCGCACCGCCGCCGCCGCCAAUGCCAGCGGAGUCGACCUGGGACUACUUCUUCGCCAUGGAUGAGAACAUGCGCGGACAGUCCCUGGGCCACCCCGAGGAGCUCCGGCCGGAAAGAGAGGAGGCCCUAGGGGAAAGCUUCAAAAGAUCUGCCCCACCUUCGCGGUCGCACGCCGUGGAUCACGAUGCGGUCGGUGCCGAUGAUGACCCUCCGGUGACGCCGGUGAAGGUGGUCUUGGAACCCCCAUUGCCACCGAAGAUGGGGACUAAAAAGCAAAAGCAGGGUGGCGCGGUGCACCAUCAGCAUGCCGCCUCGGCGCCGCCCAUAGAUGCUAAGAGGGGGGAAAUGGUGGCGGCUGCAGCCCCCAGCAUCGAUCUGCUGCAGGUCCUGACUGACGUUGAUGACCAUUUUCUCAAGGCGUCGGAGAGUACUCACGAAGUGUCGAAGAUGCUUGAGGCCACCCGCUUGCAUUAUCACUCUAAUUUCGCUGAUAAUAGAGGACACAUUGACCAUUCUGCAAGAGUCAUGCAAGUCAUCACAUGGAACAGGUCAUUCAAGGGCAUACCUCGUGCUGAUGGAAGGGAUGAUUUUGAUAAUGAUGAAUGGGAAACUAUUGCUACUGUGUUGGAUAAGAUGUUGGCAUGGGAGAAAAAACUAUAUGAUGAAGUGAAGGCAGGUGAGCUUAUGAAAAUUGAAUAUCAAAGGAAGGUUGCUUUGCUGAAUAGGCAAAAGAAACGUAGUGUCAGUGCUGAAGCACUAGAAAGAACUAAAGCAGCCGUAAGUCAUUUGCAUACAAGAUAUAUAGUUGAUAUGCAGUCAAUGGAUUCAACAGUAUCAGAAGUUGAAUGCCUGAGAGAUAAUCAGCUAUACCCAAAAUUAGUGGACCUUGUCGAUGGGAUGGCCAAAAUGUGGGAAGCCAUGUAUGUGCACCAUGACAAUCAGCUGAAGACUGUAUUAAACCUAAAAAUCCUUGACAUCUCAAAUGCUCCAAAGGAAACAAGUCAACAUCAUUAUAAGCGCACGAUGCAGCUGUUUGACGUUGUGAAAGGGUGGCAUUCUCAGUUUGAUAAACUUGUGAGCCAUCAGAAAGAUUACAUCCAAGCUCUUAGUAGUUGGCUGAAAUCAAACGUUAUCCCCAUUGAAAGUAGCUUGAAGGAGAAAGUGUCAUCUCCACCAAGGCCACAUCAACCCCCUAUCCAGGCCCUCCUGCAUGCAUGGCAUGACCAUCUUGAGAAACUUCCAGAUGAGCUGGCCAAGAGUGCUAUUCUUAGCUUUUCAGCAGUCAUUAACACAAUAAUGACACUUCAACAGGAGGAGUUGAAGCAGAAAGAGAAAUGCAACGAGACCCGUAAGGAAUAUCUGAAGAAGACACGGGCAUUUGAGGAUUGGUACAGCAAGUAUUCACAUAGAAGAGCAGCACUAUCUGAGGAGGCUGGGCAAGAGGGUGGUGAGGGAGCUGAUCAAAAAGACCCUGUUGUAGAAAGGAAGAUUGCGGUAGAGACUGUGAAGAGCCGGCUCGAUGAAGAGGAGGAAAACCACGAGAAAUUGUGCAAACAGGUGAGGGAGAAAUCAUUUGGAAGUCUUAAGACACAUUUGCCUGAGCUCUUCCGGGCUAUGUCCGACUUUGCUCAUGCUUGCUCUGAGAUGUAUAAGAUGUUGAAGUCGAUCUCUCAACCACAGAAUCCAGUUGCAAACUAGCUGAAAGAACUUGCGUGUAUACAGGUCUAAUGUGCACCUUAAUCUUUCCUUUUAGUUUUAAUUUAUUUAUUAUGUUGUUCUAGUUUUUCACGUGCACUUGAGCAAGGAGAGUUGGCUUUUAAAAUAUCUCUUCAAAUAUAAGAUAUUUACUUUCCAUACUUACCAAGUUCGUUGGGAAUAUGACAUCAAAUCAUCACUUUUUUCUCUCAGCUAUUUGCAUGACAGACCU
Molecule: messenger RNA, 2645 nt
Organism: Elaeis guineensis (African oil palm)
Lineage: Eukaryota; Viridiplantae; Streptophyta; Magnoliopsida; Arecales; Arecaceae
Source: RefSeq, a predicted model, not a curated record